CUGUAACAUGGCUUUAUCCUUGGCGUUACCCUGUUGCCGCCGCUUUAGUCGCAGUAUUUAACCAUUUAGCAGCCUGAAGUCCUGUGGUUGUAAUAGUUCGGAGUUUAUUUACUUACCGGCUCCUCUAAGUGAGUUGUCAUGAGCGGAACGACUGCUUUGACGCGAGCCACAGCGAUCAGGCAGCUGCGGUCGCUUCUGUGUCCAUGCGGCACAGGCGUGUUGCACGGUCGUCGCGGGAACCGCACGAAAGCCCUGACCUCCGAUGAUCAGUUGCCCGUGUUUCAGUACACGGGAGAAAAGACCAAGCGUAGGAAACGGGUCUACGCCUGGGGCAGCUGCCUGACGGGCGCCUUGGGUCACGACAAACUUGUGCGACCGAAGCUCGGACACGCGCCCCGCUCUGGACACCACAAGCCGUACAAGCUGCCUUUCUCCGAGUUCUACACGGUUGACGACGUGGCCUGUGGCUAUGGAUUCACUUUGCUGUCAGCGCAAGAAGACAAAAUUAAGAAUCCCUGCAAGGUUUACGGCACCGGCAUCAACACGGACUUCCAGAUCGGCUAUCAAUGCGCACGCAGAGGGCAUCCCCUGAAGGUAUUGACUGAGCCAGUCGGCAUCCCACUGCCAUUAAAGAGCGAGUCAACGCGCAUCUUACGCGUCGCUUGUGGCCGUUCACACAGUAUAGUGCUUACGGACAAGGAAGGUGCAUUUUCAUUUGGGAACAACUCAUUCGGACAGUGCGGCCGACCGGUUGUGACGGACGAGAGCCCCGAGAGCUGUGCCACCCCUCGUCAAAUUCAAGGCAUUCGUGGGAAAAUCGUCGAUGUGGUUUGUGGGCAGGACCACACGCUCUUUCUCACGGAUGAAGGGGCUGUGUACAGUUGUGGAUGGAGCGCCGAUGGGCAAACUGGGCUUGGCAUCUAUGGCAGCCAGGGCACACCGAAGCGCGUCAAUGGGGACCUGAGCGGAGUCCGUAUUGUCCGAAUAGCUGGAACUGUAGACUGUAUCCUGGCCGUGUCGGACUCUGGUGAUCUGUUUGGAUGGGGGAAUUCCGAGUAUGGCCAGUUUGGAAGGCAAACAGAUGACAAGCAGAUGUGCUUUGCGAGGAACCUGAACUUCCCACAUGGAAAAGUGAAGGCUGUUGCCAGUGGAGGAACAAUGUGUGGAGUAGUCACAGAAAGCGGUGAUGUCUACGUGUGGGGAUAUGGCCUGCUUGGCUUAGGGCCCGAAGUGUCUGUCAAGACCAUUCCAACUCUGCUUCCCAGGCCCCUGUUUGGAGCAAAUCGCUUUGCCCCUGACACCCAGGUCAUUGACCUGUUCUGUGGUCUCAACCACUUUGCAGCCCUAAACAGUAGAGGAGAGCUGUACACUUGGGGAAAGAAUAGAAAUGGCUGCCUUGGCCUCGGUCACACCAUGGAUCAACAUUUUCCGUUCAGGGUUUGCCUCACAGCGAAGAUUCUGAAGGUCAGCUGUGGUGUGGACCACACAGCCGUGCUGAGCCAAUCCUUGUGCUGACAUGAACAUUGUGGUUCCUAGACAUGAAAAUUAGUCAUUGGAUGUCAGUGCUGACAUGUGUCAUUGGUGUUAAAGGACUUAUCACACGUAAACACAACAAAGACUUUUGUUUUUCUGUGGUGUGUUCUGAAAAUAAUAAUAAAUGUGUGUUUGUAGUCACGUCA
Messenger RNA from Rhipicephalus sanguineus (brown dog tick), 1679 nucleotides. Its product is annotated as RCC1-like G exchanging factor-like protein. The record is from RefSeq and is a predicted model, not a curated record. The coding region runs from base 139 to 1515 and encodes 458 amino acids. Lineage: Eukaryota; Metazoa; Arthropoda; Arachnida; Ixodida; Ixodidae. The transcript is spliced from 10 exons.